AAGUUUCCCAUACAUGUAGAAGAUUGAAACUUGUAUAAACUUCGAUGAAACACCAGUGAAAGAUAGUGCUGUUAUCUAGCUUCUGGAAGUUUACUAGUCAUAAGGGAAAGCAGACCAGAUUAUGUCUGUACUAAAACGUGCUGUCCACAGUGAAGAGUCGGGGUCCGAUUCUAUAAGACAGGAUAAGUGUUCUGAAAGUACAAACAUCCAGGGUGAUGAAGAUAGUGAUGAGAUAGAGUCAGAACCCAAUCUCAGGUUUGAUAUGGAUGAAACAAGUCUCGUUUCUAGAACCAGAAAUAGAAAGAAAUGCUUUGAGUGUGGUAACAAAAUCAGUUUAUAUAAAGGAUUAACUUAUGCUUUUAUAUCCUGUAUCUUUUUCUCUCUGUGUGCUGUAAUUGUGAGAUACCUACAGUCAGUGUACCCUGGAGAACUUGCUUGUUUCAGAUUUCUUGGAAUUUUCACCUUCUCUCUUCCUCUUGUGAUAAAUAGUCAUCAGAACUUAUUUGGCAACAGCAAAGAACGAUUUUUUCUGAUCUUACGAGGCAUUUUAGGAUCUACCAGCUUGUUUCUGAGAUUUAUUGCUUUUCAUUACCUCCCUAUAGCAGAAGCUUCAGUAAUUGUAUUUAGUGUUCCUGUCUUUGUGUCGGUAUUUGCUCGUAUCUUUCUCAAAGAGCCUUGUGGUUUAUUUCAGGUGAUAACAGUUCUCUUGACAAUGACUGGUGUUUUACUGAUAACUAAGCUUCCCAUCAUCCUUCAGUACUCAUCUAUAGAUAUUCCACCUUCCAUCCGUCUGUAUGGAGUGGGAGCUGCCCUCAUCUCGACUGUGUUUGCUUCUGGUGUUUACAUUGUACUUCGUAAGAUGAAAAAAAUUCACCACUCUGUCAUAUUAUUCAACUUUGGAUGGGUUGGGGUAAUUGUGACAGCCCUGAGUACAGCUGCCUUUGGGAACUUUUCGUGGCCACCUUGUGGUAUUGGCCAAUUCCUAGGUGUUGCCUUGGGUCUUUUUAGCUUUCUGGGACAGAUAUUUUUCACUAAAGCUCUCCAGAUAGAACAAGCUGGAUUUGUGUCCAUCGUGCGUGCAGCAGCAGACAUUGUCUUUGCUUUCCUAUGGCAAGUUCUGUUUUUUAAGGAAAUUCCAGAUGCUUGGAGUAUCUCUGGUGCUAUUAUUGUAAGCAUUUGUGUGUUAUUGACAAGUGCUAGAAAGUGGUUUGCAUCCCUCCCACCAUAUUCUCCACUGAGAAAAAAACUAGCUUUCCUCAUCUUAUAAUAGAGUAUAAUCAAAAUGUAGUAACAGCAGCAAGAAGUAGGAAUAAAUUAUAUUUGUCAACAGUAUUAGUACAUUCUCAAUGUCACACUUGCCCAGGAUAUGUAAAUAUUUAUUUAUUAAGAAAAGAUGCUAAAGCUAAAGAAGGUUUAAUAAAGAAUAAGUUGGAUAAUUUAUCAAGUGAAUAUUUUUUUUUAUUAGAAUAUUAAAAGAAACAUGUAUGUUACACUUUAGGAUUGUUGAUAAGAAAUUAAGUCUUUCUUUUUUUUUAUCUAUUGUAGCAUAUGCAAAGUUUACAAAAAAUUAUAAGAUAUGGGCAGCAUGUUUUUUAUGACAACAAGACGUAUACAGUCUAGUGUUGCAACUAUGUUUUUAUUAUUUUGAUUAAUAGCUAUCUACCAGUUUAUCAAUACAUGUUUAUUUCAGACAUGCCACUGGAAAGUAUAUAAAGGUUUAUAAUAUCUAUCACUGGCAGAUGAUUGUUCGUUAUGGAACAGAAAUUAGAAAUUUUAUCAAAGCUCCUCAUUCUUCAGCAUUUGUGUGAUUGUCAAGGACCCAAGAAAUCUCCACAAAAUAACAUUUAAGAAGCAUCUUAAGAUAAUUCUAGUCAUUCCUUAAAUAACAGGUGUUUUCACUUGCACUGCAUCCUAAGUUCCUUUAAGCCCAUUAGUACUUUUUUUUUCAUAAAGUACUAUCAAAAUAUAAUCUAAUUAAUAGACUUAUACUAAAGUAAACACUUGAUAAAUUAGAGCUUAGUUUU
This is a messenger RNA of Limulus polyphemus (Atlantic horseshoe crab), 2024 nucleotides long. Its product is annotated as solute carrier family 35 member G1-like. The transcript is spliced from 2 exons. Lineage: Eukaryota; Metazoa; Arthropoda; Merostomata; Xiphosura; Limulidae. Gene Ontology annotation, cellular component: membrane. Bases 122 to 1267 code for a protein of 381 amino acids. The record is from RefSeq and is a predicted model, not a curated record.